CUACCGCAGAGAGCGCGCGGGAGCCAGCGGCCCGAGCCGGCGGCGGGCGGGAGGAGAGCCGCAGCGGCCCGCGCGGCCGCGAAGUGGGCAGAGGGGCCCUCGGCCCGGAGACCCCGCCGCCCCCGCCCUCCGUCCUGCGCACGAGCUCCGGCCGACCUGCGCCCGGAGCGCCCCCGGCCAUCCUUUCUGCCACCAUGAGGAACAUCUUCAAGAGGAACCAGGAGCCCAUUGUGGCUCCUGCGGCCACCACCGCCACGAUGGCAGCUGGGCUUGCAGACAACUCCACCGAGAGUGGGGGUGCUGGUCAGAGCGGCAGGGACAUGUUCACCAGUAUGAAGGACAAGUUCUUCAAUGAGCUCAACAGUCUCCCCCUACCCUCCUGGGCGCUGAUCGCCAUUGCUGUGGUCGCCGGCCUCCUGCUCCUCACCUGCUGCCUCUGCAUCUGCAAGAAGUGCUUCUGCAAGAAGAAGAAGAACAAGAAGGAGAAAGGCAAAGGCAUGAAGAACACCAUGAACAUGAAAGACAUGAAAGGCGGCCAGGAUGACGACGAUGCAGAGACAGGCCUGACAGAGGGAGAAGGUGAAGGAGAGGAGGAGAAAGAGCCGGAGAACCUGGGCAAACUGCAGUUUUCCCUAGACUAUGAUUUCCAGGCCAACCAGCUGACGGUCGGUGUUCUUCAGGCAGCUGAACUGCCGGCCCUGGACAUGGGAGGCACCUCGGACCCUUAUGUCAAAGUCUUCCUUCUUCCAGACAAGAAGAAGAAAUAUGAGACCAAAGUCCACCGGAAGACACUGAACCCUGCCUUCAAUGAGACCUUCACCUUCAAGGUGCCGUACCAGGAGCUGGGGGGCAAAACCCUGGUAAUGGCCAUCUACGACUUCGACCGCUUCUCCAAGCACGACAUCAUCGGGGAGGUGAAGGUGCCCAUGAACACCGUGGACCUUGGCCAGCCCCUCGAGGAGUGGAGAGACCUGCAAGGCGGGGAAAAGGAGGAGCCAGAGAAGCUGGGCGACAUCUGCACCUCCCUGCGCUAUGUGCCCACGGCCGGGAAGCUCACCGUUUGCAUCCUGGAGGCCAAGAACCUAAAGAAGAUGGACGUGGGUGGCCUUUCAGACCCCUACGUGAAGAUCCACCUGAUGCAGAACGGCAAGCGCCUCAAGAAGAAGAAAACCACGGUGAAGAAGAAGACCCUCAACCCGUACUUCAACGAGUCCUUCAGCUUCGAGAUCCCCUUCGAGCAGAUUCAGAAAGUCCAGGUGGUGGUCACCGUGCUGGACUAUGACAAGCUGGGCAAGAAUGAAGCCAUCGGCAAGAUCUUUGUGGGCAGCAACGCCACGGGCACAGAGCUGCGGCACUGGUCUGACAUGCUGGCCAACCCCCGGAGGCCCAUCGCCCAGUGGCACUCGCUCAAGCCCGAGGAGGAGGUGGACGCACUUCUGGGCAAGAACAAGUAGGCAGGGCGGCCAGGCUGCCCACCCCGGACACUGGCAAGAUCCAGAGCUAUCAAUACCUCAGUUAUGCAACCUUUUCUUUCUCAUUGGUUUGUGGUUGUGUCCUCGUUUUUCCGUCCUUUUUCUCUUUUUAAAGACCAGCCUCCCUCGAAUGGCUGUGUGAGGAGAGUCCCCUCAGAGGCGAGAGAAGCCUGGCUCUUGUCAGUGUCCCAUGAGCUGUCCCCGCUGCAUGCCCUGUCACCUGCCCUUCACGCAUUCAGAGCUUCACGUACACCUCACCCUUAGAAAGUCGCAGCAUUUCCUGUUUGUUGCGUGUUCUGGACCAGCAGUAUGACAAGCCAGCCCUGCUUCCCGACGGGAAGGCCACACAGCGACCCAUGGGUGCACGCGUGUGCGUGUGCAUGUGCGAGCAUCUGUCUGCAUUCCUGGAAUGGGCCACAGACAGGGGAGCUGUGCGGGGAGAGAAGGCACCCCUAGCACCCCGAAAUGCAGACCUCCCGGCAGCCUGCGGAGAGGGCUUGGCAUCCCCGGCACACGCCAGCAGCUCCCAGACUCUUGUGUGUGACUAUUUGGGAGGCAAGAGGUGGAGGCUGGGUUUGUCCAGAACUAGGACCAAACGCCCCGGUGCUGUCACCGACGUCCGCCCGCCGGCGUGGUCUCCGGGACACCGUGGGCCUGAGCUCCGGGCCGGAUCGGUCAGGCGCCGUCGGCCACGGGCCCUCACUCUGUUUGCAGUUACUAUCAAACUGCGGAGAAGCAGAAGACGCUGAACCCAGGAGGGUGGGAACGGAGCUCGGGGUCUGGGCCCCUCCCGGAGGGACAUGCAGACGCUGCCCACUGCCCCAUGUGGCGGCGCUGUGCGGGUGCGGCUGUUCUCCGUCGAGCUUCGCUGUGUCCCCUCCCGGGCCGAGUGGGGCAGAGCUGACUGAAGACGCGCUAUCUGUACAGAGCCAGAGAACUUGAAAGGAAGGUUUAAAUGUUCCUAGUUCCCCUGAGGUCCAGGCGAAAGGGGGACGGUGGGCAGAGACCUGUCAGACGAGACGAGACCUGUCAGCCCCUCAGCCCCCACUCCUCUGCCCACCACGCCAGAGGCACGUGAGGAGCUGGUGCGGCCCAGGGCGGCUGGGAGGUCCCGGCCUCCAUCCCUUAGGGAGGCUUUUCUCCGUGAUGCCAAGGAGUGGGGCAUCCAUUUCAAAUGGGCGGUAGAUGACGCCUGCUGGGGCUCCUACCCCACACUGUCUCGUCCCCUUACCUGUUCUUUUGUCCCCAGCAUUGAUAAAAAGCCAUAUAUAUGUCAGUCAAGUUUGCACUGAGUCCCCUUCCAAACCUUUAGCCUGGGCAUGAGCGCCAGCCCCCACGUGACCAGAGGCCAGGACCACCUCCUUCAGCCUCUGCCUCCUAUCCUCGCCUCCCUGCCUUCAGCCUCUCCUUCCACCCGUGAAGCCCUCAGGCCCUUGCCAUCUCUAGCGUGGGGAUCCCUCUCUUUCCCCCCAGAAUGUCAGCACUUUCUGUCCUGCCCCAGCUGGGCCACCUCAGCUUCCUGUAGGCACCAGAGGCAGACGGAACUAUGGGACAGAGUCAGGCUCAGAGGAGCCGGCAGGGAGACGCAGUGUCUCUUAUUUUACUGGAAGAAAGGAGAAGGGUUUUUUUUUGCUUUGCUGGGUGUUUCGGUUGGAGUAGGGGGUGAGGGAACAGCUCCGCCACAGCCUGGGAGGCAGGGCUUAGAGGCCCUUCUCCUUCUUGCUGGGGCCCUUGGUACAUGGGCGGUUAGUUCCUCCUGGGGCCCAUGUGAGCGUGUAAGUGUGUGAGUGUGUGAGUGUGUGAGCGUGUGAGCGUGUGAGCGUGUGAGUGUGUGAGCGUGUGCGCGCUAACGAUGAGCAGGAAGGGCUGACGAGCACUGUGAGCUCCGGCCUUUGGACCAGAGAUGUGGUCACGGCAGGGCUGCAGACGAUCGGGUGCCUUCGGAGUCUGCGUGCCUGCAGCUCGGAUAUCCCGGCCCGAGCAUUCCCCGUCCCCAGCUGUGGGGUUUCGGUGCUUCCUCAGGGUGUCUCUCCCUGCGCCCAUUCUCCCCACCCUACCCCACACGAUUCCUAGAGCCUUCCUGUCGGCCUCGUCCCCUCUACCUAGAUGCUUUUGCCCUUUCCUGGUUCACCUUUACCACCUGGGAUUCUUCUCUGCCAUGAACUUCAGCCAGUCCUUCCAGAGCUCAGGAUUUGCCGUUCUCCCGACAGAAAGGAAAGGACUAGGUGGGCACCUCUGAUGGUCUGGGGUCAGCGUGCCUGGAGGCAGCGUCUGGGCCUGUUUCUCUGGGCCCGUGGCUAGUGAGCAGCCUUGCAGGAUGGGCGCAGGUUGCUGAGUGUUGGAAGCAGCACAGAGCCAGGGAGGGACCCGAGUGCGGGAGCCACUUCUGCCCCAGGUACUGGCUGGUCCCUGGAUAGGCGCUUGGCCCAGAUGAGCCAUCCUAGCAGAAGGCAUUGUUCUGGGUCCGCAAACUCGGCAGGGAACAUACUUAAUGCCUGUAAAUAUUCUACACCUGAGGAUUGAUGGUACCCAAACCACAGAGUGUCAUUCUGGACCCUCACUGCCGUGCAGGUUUAUGCCUGGGGAUGUUAGGGUGCUGGGCGUAGGCCCUAAGUAGGAUAGAAUUAGGGUCUGGCUAGUGAGGGGUUUGGGAGGCUUUGGGGGCUGUGAGUUCUCAGUCCCAAAGUCUAUUCCAGAGAGAGAACAGUAUGGAGGAGAUGUUUUCUACAAAGGGAUUGAGACCAUGAAACCCAAACCCACUCCCAUCCAAAGAAUGGGGAUGAGGCCAGACGCUGUUUUCUCCUUUCUGCUUGAAUAAUCAUUCCAGAAGGGGAACUAGUAUUGCCAGAGCUGUAGGCAGGUAUUUGGACUUGGGCAGCGGAAGCUGAGGCCCUGAGGGAAAGAAUGUGGGCAGCCCCAGGGUGUGAGCAGGUGCUUGGGGUGAAAGAGAAGUGGCUUUCCAGGGGCCCUCGGCGGGACGAGCGGAUGGCAGGGAUCAGAACCCAGUCUCAGAUCCUGAUCGUUCUUCCCAGGAAACCACACACGGCUGCGUUUCUGCAGAUUCAGUUUGGGAGGAUUUGCUGGCCCAGGGCUUCCGUGAGAGGAGAGGGGGCUGCUGCGGUCCUGUGGCUAAAACCAGCCCCCCGUAAACCUGCCUCUGUGCAGCGGGGUGUGGUGGGUGAGCAGAGAGGUUGGGAGGCCGCCCCGGGGCCAGGGAGGGAGUCCAUGUCCCUCUAGGGUCCUAGGUCCAUUCUUGGUCUCCCCCGACUCUUGCACUCAGGCUCCCCCGGUGUCCCUCCCCCCAAGGCAGGAAGAGACUGAGCCAGGAGCUGCCCCCCACCCUCCACUCUGCCCCUCCUCCCCUCCUGUUGGCACCGCAGGCUGGCGGGGGCCCUUCCUCAGAGCCCUGGGUGGUGGCAGACAGGCAGAGUCCCCAGGCCUGAUCUCGGGGGCCCAGAGCCCCAUCACAUGGCUGCCAGAUUUGGCAAAUAAUACAAGACACCCAGGUAGAUUUGAAUUUCUAGUAAGCAACAAAUAAUUUCAAAUAAGUGUGUCCUAGGCAAUAUUUGGGACAUGCCAUCCUAAAAGUGAUUUGCUGUUUAUCUGAAAUUCAAACUGGCCUGGCCGUCUGCAUUCUGUCUGGUGACUCUAUCCUAUGACCACUUCUUCCUCCCCACUCGGUCCCAGGGGGCCAAGGACUGGUCACCAGGGAUUUUACUUACCCUGUUUUUCGAGCUGCAAUAUUGGGAAGGGGACACUGUGACUUGAAGAAACAUGAAUAUACUUUAUUUUUUAAGCUACAAAAUAAGAACCUUCUGAAGCCAUUUGAGCCUCAUCCAACUCCUCCAUGUGCGUUUGUUUAGUUAUAUAUAAAAGGUAGUUAUCUGUACAUAUAUGAACUGAAUCUUGUUUAAUCAAGAUGCAUGUCUCUAACUUUCUGUAAAUAGCUGCAUGGCAAUGCUGAGAGUCCCCUGACCGCCCCCCAACCCCAAGCCCAUUUUACACGACUUGUUGAGGCUGCUCCUUCAGAUUUAUGUGUGUAAAUCUUUACCCCCAGCCCCACCCGACCUGCCCCAUCGGGAAUCCCCCCCAUUGGCUGAAGGAGUCAGUUUCCCGCUCUGGUGCCAGACCUGCCUUGGGGGACACUGGAGGACCACUGGUGCCCCAAAGGCCCCUCCCUGCUGCCCGCCGCACAUCUGCCUGCAGAGCCGACCUGUGGUGCACCGUGCGCUAACUUGGUGUCCCGGUAGCUUCUGUGUCCUGUGUAUGUGUGUGGUGUGUCCUCGUCCUCCUGCUGUUUGAAUUAACUGAAAAGCCAUAAAGGGGGCCUCCUGCUGGGGACUGCCCAUGGUUCCUCCCAGGAGCCCCCGCGUCCCCCUGACCGGCUCCCCACAGAACACCUGUGAAGGGCUCCCCUGCCGUCGCACCUCCUGCUCUCCCAGCCCUGCGCCAUGAGGCUGGGUGGCGUGCAGGGCUUCUGGUGGGGCCUCGGGAGACGGCCCCAGGGGCGCUGCCCGAGCUGGCUUCCUCCCCCUGGGGUGACAGUCCAGCCCCAUCUCCCCCCGCAUGGACAGGGCAUUGGUGGGGGCUUCAGAGUUGUGGGAACGUUUCCUGGACACCCUGUGGAGGCACCCAGGAUUUCCAGGAGCAGCCAGCUAACAGCCCAGUCUGGGGGCAGGCUCCCACCCCACCUGGGGUGACUGAACCAGUCCUGUUCACUCAACGCUGUGCGGUCAGGGUCCGAGGACGGUGGCGUGGGAGGGACUCCUGGGCGCAGAGUGGAGAGUGCAGUGGGUCGGCUCUUCCCACAGGCCUCUACCUGCAGCUGGGCAGGGCACUCCUCCAGGUGGUGCCAGGGGUCUCUGAGUGGUGGGCAUAUCUGGCUGUGAGGAACGAAUGGAUCAGGAGAGAGACUCAGCAGACCCAGAGGUCCCCAGAGCAGCCCCAGCCAGACAGGGGGUGAGGGCAGAGGGGUGGAGGCUCCCCAGGUCCCAGGUCAGCUUGUUGAACCGAGUAGGCUGCAGCCCUGGCCCCACUGACCUCGGCAGCCAACAAGGGCCAGCAACUCCUGGGCGGCCGUGGUGAGAGACCUGAGACGUAGGCAGGGUGUGGCAGACGAGGCCACAGGGACUCAUGGGCACACAGGGGUCCCAGGAUCUGUGCCUGGGACACGAGGAGGUGGGGACAGCAGAGGGGACCAUGUUCAAGCAGGCUGGGUCAGGUGCUCAGAGGAGGAGGGGAAGAGGCCCUGCCUCCUUGCAGCUCCCUCUGGGGUCCUCCGCCCCCCCACCCCCACCAGGCAGCAGUGCAGCAGGGGAUGAGGGCGAGUCCUGUCUGGCGAGGUGGCAGAGCGGGGGGCAGGGCGGGCAGUUUCUCCACCUCGCCUUCCUCCAUGGCCAGGACCCCAGGAAGACCCCUCUUUAAAGAAGCCUGACUGUUCUGCCCUGAUUCUUCUCCAUCUGAGGACUUCACUUGCUGCUUUCCGAAACCCCUGGAAUCUGAAACUUUCAAGCCAGGGCGGGGCAGCCCCUAAGCUGCCCCAGCGCGCCCCUGGAAUGCAUCGGGCCACCAGGAAACUUGUCUGUCCCCCAGGAAGGACGUGUGUGCAGCCCCGGCCUCCCCCCCCUCUCUGCUUGGUGACGCUCCCCACACCCUCCCAUGUGGUCUCUGUUGCUCUUGUCUGAUCUCUUGUCAAAUUGUUAUUUUGUAAUGAGCUGCGUCUCCUUAUUAAAGAAAUGAGCU
Manis javanica (Malayan pangolin) is the source of this 7214-nucleotide messenger RNA. RefSeq names its product synaptotagmin 2 (gene SYT2). Gene Ontology annotation, biological process: calcium ion-regulated exocytosis of neurotransmitter; synaptic vesicle endocytosis. The record is from RefSeq and is a predicted model, not a curated record. Gene Ontology annotation, cellular component: plasma membrane; exocytic vesicle; synaptic vesicle membrane. Gene Ontology annotation, molecular function: clathrin binding; phosphatidylserine binding; SNARE binding. NCBI's taxonomy places the organism in Eukaryota, Metazoa, Chordata, Mammalia, Pholidota, Manidae.